Molecule: messenger RNA, 1431 nt
Organism: Epinephelus lanceolatus (giant grouper)
Lineage: Eukaryota; Metazoa; Chordata; Actinopteri; Perciformes; Serranidae
Gene: slx1b
Product: SLX1 homolog B, structure-specific endonuclease subunit
Biological process (GO): double-strand break repair via homologous recombination
Cellular component (GO): Slx1-Slx4 complex
Molecular function (GO): 5'-flap endonuclease activity; crossover junction DNA endonuclease activity
Source: RefSeq, a predicted model, not a curated record
UGCUAACCCAACGUACCGGUGUUGAUGUAGUAAAUUGGCUGUGGUGGACUGUACGUGAAAGCAUUAAAAGCAUUUGCCUUCUAGCAAUAAUACGACUAAUUUUGCCGAGAGAAUGGCAGUGUUACCACUUUUUAAUCGGCCAGUUCUUCACAAUAAUUUUUGUCUUUCGUCUUACUGUUUAUAGCUUUACUAGCUAACAUGUACACAAGGAAGCCAACAUAAUGCUAAUAGCUAAUAAUUCCGUGGAUGCCCUAUCUGACGUUAAAGCAGUUGUUUAACUAAGGAUGUUUAUAAUUCUUCUAUAAUGGUUGUGGAGGUAGAAAGCUUCUUCGGUGUGUACAUGUUGUACUGCAUCAAUCCUAAAUUCAAAGGCCGUAUUUACAUCGGCUUCACUGUGAACCCUGAGCGCAGGAUCGGACAGCACAACGCUGGACGGCACAGAGGGGGAGCCAAGAGGACCAGUGGAAGAGGACCAUGGGAGAUGGUCCUCAUUAUACAUGGCUUUCCUUCUGAAAUUGCUGCCCUCAGGUUUGAGUGGGCGUGGCAGCACCCUCACUCCUCCAGGCGUCUCUCCCAUGUCUCCCGGCGCUCCAAGAAAGAGUCCAGCCUGCAGUUCCACUGGCGGGUCGUCUCAAACAUGCUGCGGGUGGCGCCGUGGAACAGACUGCCGCUGACGGCUCGCUGGCUGAAACAGGAGUACAGGAUGGACUUUGAGCCUAGUCUGCAGCCUCCGCUGCACAUCCCCAUUGCUUUUGGAAGUGUGAGAGCCAAAAAGAUGCUGCCUCUGCAGUCUGCAGGAGAGGAGGACAAGACAUCCACUUGUUCUCUCUGUAAAAGGCUGCUUAAGGAGUCAGAAAAGCUGAGCUGUUUCCACCCAUCCUGUGGAAUGAGCAGUCAUGUGAUCUGCCUUGCUAACCAUUUCCUGAAGUCAGAGCCGUCCCACCUCCUGCCAGUGGAGGGUGAAUGUCCGUCGUGUUGUCACUCUGUUCUGUGGGGGAGCCUCAUCCGCCAUAAACAUGGCUGCUUUGGGGACCUAGAGGAGAUCACGCUGUCUGCAUCCCAGGGCCACUGGGCAGAUGAGCUGCAGAUAUGAGGGAAUGGAACCUGCAAAAAUUAAUUUAUAUUUCCUUCUUAAUGAACUGUGUUGCCACAUGACCGUGUCAUAGAGAAUUAUAUAGAUUAUAUGUAAUGGAUAUGCUGUUUCAAACUGAACAGGAAGGUACAGAAACUUGAUAAAAGCUUUCCAGCAGAAAUGUGUGCAAAUGCAACAUCUCAGGACUACAGGAUCCACUGGCUGUGUUCCAUUUUUAUCUUUCUGAUCAUGAAAUAUCUUUUUUCACCAUGUCUAAAUAUAAAUGUUUAAUGUAUUCAAUAUGUGUGAAAAACAUUUUAAUGCAUUGUGUGACAAAUAAAAGAUUAUUUUGUAGUGUA